GUUCGUUGUUUUUCUUACAGAAAAAAAACAGUAAAAGAGUGCAGAGAGAAAUAGUGAAAAAAUGCAUUAUUAGUUACAAAUCUGCAAUUGAAUAAUCAGUGAAUUGUGCAUUACCCUGCAGCUAUUUCACAAAAAUUCAAAAUGCGUACGCAAAUUAUGUAGCUGCUGUGGCUUUUCCACCAAAUCAAAAGAAUAUCGGUACAAAAGGAAAACAAAAUACACAGCCAAACGCGAAUGUAAAUGUGAAGCACAGGGCAAAUUUCAUUGCAGCCAGCAGCGUCGCAGAGACAACAACCUAGCAGCAGCAGCAGCAGUUGACGGAGAUAAGCAGCAACGCAGCAAGGCAGCACUGACAGCAGGGGCAGCUGCACGCACUGAUAACAAUUGAUACUGAUUACCGAAUACUCAAUACUGGUCCCGAUUCAACCCGCGUGUCUCCUGCGCAGCGGCAGCGGCCACCUUCUCGCUUAUCAUUGACCGAGCAUGUCGCACGGCAGCGCCGGCGCGCAAACUGUUGGCGGUGGCGUUGGCGGCGGCAGUGUCGGCGGCGGCAGCUUGGGCGGAGCAGCGGCAGCAGCAGCAGCGGCAGGAGCUGGCUCUGAAUAUCGCGAACUGCAUUGGACUGUAUCGAGCGUGAUGGACUCCUCUCGCGUAUCCACCUGCCUAAUAUCAAUGCUGCUGAUUGUCUAUGGCAGCUUUCGCAGUCUCAACAUUGAGCAGGAAGCGCGGGAGCGAGAGCAAAAGAAACGCAAUGAAUCUAUGACGAAUCUGCUAACCGGCGACCACGUCGAGAAGGAUCCAACGGAUAAGUUUGCCACGUUGGAUACGAUGCAUGCGCUGUGCUUGCCACUGGGUGCUUCCAUAUCGCUGCUCAUCAUGUUCUUCUUUUUUGACUCAAUGCAGCUGCUCUUUGCCGUGUGUACAGCCAUUAUUGCCACUGUGGCGCUGGCAUUUCUGCUCUUGCCCAUGUGCCAGUAUAUAAUACGCCCCUGCUCGGAUGGUAAACGCUUCUCCUUUGGCAUCUGUGGACGUUUUACGGCAGCGGAGCUAUUUAGCUUUACACUCUCCGUCUCAAUUGUGUGCGUUUGGGUGCUUACUGGGCACUGGCUGCUUAUGGAUGCCAUGGGCAUGGGUCUGUGUGUCGCCUUUAUUGCGUUCGUGCGAUUGCCCAGCUUGAAGGUGUCGACGCUGCUGUUAACCGGUCUGCUGAUCUAUGACGUUUUUUGGGUAUUCCUUUCAUCGUACAUAUUUAGCACAAAUGUGAUGGUCAAGGUGGCCACACGACCCGCCGAGAAUCCCGUUGGCAUUGUGGCGCGCAAAUUGAAUUUGGGCGGCAUUGUGCGGGACACACCGAAGCUAAACUUACCGGGCAAACUGGUUUUCCCCAGCAUUCACAACACGGGUCAUUUCUCGAUGCUCGGCCUGGGCGAUGUGGUUAUGCCAGGUCUACUGUUGUGCUUUGUGCUACGUUAUGAUGCCUAUAAAAAGUCACAGGGCUUUACAUCGGACCCAACACUAUCACCGCCAAGGGGUGUUGGCUCCAGGUUGACAUAUUUUCAUUGUUCCUUAUUGGGUUAUUUCCUCGGUCUGUUAACGGCAACGGUCAGUUCGGAGGUCUUUAAGGCCGCACAACCCGCCUUACUCUAUUUGGUGCCGUUCACGUUAUUGCCACUGCUGCUGAUGGCCUAUUUAAAGGGCGAUCUGCGACGCAUGUGGAGCGAACCGUUUAUAGCGCAUCCACCAUCAAAACAAUUGGAAGUCUGAGUGUACUCUAUCUUAAAUCAGAAUUAAUGAAAAACUUAAAAAACUAAAAACAAA
Messenger RNA from Drosophila montana, 1818 nucleotides. It is a transcript of the gene SppL, whose product is annotated as signal peptide peptidase-like protein. The record is from RefSeq and is a predicted model, not a curated record. Gene Ontology annotation, molecular function: aspartic endopeptidase activity, intramembrane cleaving. The transcript has 7 exons. The coding region runs from base 484 to 1764 and encodes 426 amino acids. Gene Ontology annotation, cellular component: cytoplasmic side of endoplasmic reticulum membrane; lumenal side of endoplasmic reticulum membrane; Golgi-associated vesicle membrane. Lineage: Eukaryota; Metazoa; Arthropoda; Insecta; Diptera; Drosophilidae. Gene Ontology annotation, biological process: membrane protein proteolysis.